AUCUGCCAGUAUGCCCGAUGCCCAUGUCACUCACAUGGCAAUUUGAUGAAGUCUAAUGGCUCGUGUGUGUGUGUGUCUGUGUUGGGAUCAACAUUUCCCAUCUGCCUUGGGCAUGCCGGGGCCUACGUGUACUUGCAGCACUGACCUGGGAAGUCGGUCUCUGUGCGUUUUAUGUAAUGCCGAGAAGAGAUGCAUGCUGCAUUAUCCCUAUGUGUAUCCCGUCCUUGGAUCAUCUUGCAUCGAGGUACUGUCCACUUGUUUGGAAUAACCAGGUCAGGUGAGACUGAACUGCUUCUAACUACGUGGAUUUGGCCGACUCUCCCAAGCCGAACAACCCCAUGUUCCCGGGUGUCGU
Messenger RNA from Aspergillus pseudotamarii, 355 nucleotides. RefSeq lists its product as uncharacterized. Lineage: Eukaryota; Fungi; Ascomycota; Eurotiomycetes; Eurotiales; Aspergillaceae. Bases 56 to 268 code for a protein of 70 amino acids. The transcript has a single exon. The record is from RefSeq and is a predicted model, not a curated record.